Colletotrichum acutatum is the source of this 1450-nucleotide messenger RNA. RefSeq lists its product as uncharacterized. The transcript is spliced from 5 exons. The coding region runs from base 409 to 1341 and encodes 310 amino acids. NCBI's taxonomy places the organism in Eukaryota, Fungi, Ascomycota, Sordariomycetes, Glomerellales, Glomerellaceae. The record is from RefSeq and is a predicted model, not a curated record.
GAGCAUGACCAACCUGUCCGUGCCCGUGGAGGAUCCCAUCAGAAUGAUCAAAUUCUCAUCAAUGCUUUCCUUCCAUCAUCCCAGCUGUUUGAACCCCAACCGCGAGAAACAGACUUCUAGAACUGGGCUAGAUGGGGCGCUGUUCAGAAAGGGUACCCAUGGAUUUCUAGUGUAGGUAAAAAAUGACUAAAGGAUGCUCGAGCCUCGGCGCAGGGAGCACUCUGGAGCGCCCAUCGCCGGCCGUGAAGACACUAACAGCAGCUGCACGGAUAUACGUUGGGAAACCUUGGAAGGCUAAUAAUGCCAUGGAUGAGCGGUGUCGAACGGGUCUUUGCCGUCUGCGGAAAGGCGACGACAGCCGCGGUGUCGCAUCGGAGCGAGCCUGACGAAUAAGCAUGCCAUGUCUAAAUGGGCGACGUCCAACGAACGUUUGGUGGACGGGUUGCAGCCCGCGUGAGUUUUGCGAGUGUCAACGUACGCCUCGACCCAUAUCUAUCAAUCACAGGCAACGUCCAGUCUCGUGGCGCCAAUUGCGACGAGACUGCUACGACAUGUGUCUCUCCACCGGGCCCGAAACUUGAGUUUUUAGAAGCCCAGCGCGGCCAGCGGCACUGCGCACUGCCAGCACGCUGCAAUGACCAAUCCCUUCGCACAUGUUUCCUGGCUGCUCUUUCCAGAAACCUCGUGUCUCCGCCAGUGCCCGGACAUGGCCCCAGCUCUCGAUCCCCAAUCAAACCGUUUCCACCUCGCGUCAUCUCAUUGGUUCCGCUGGCUGACAAUGUUUCAACCAGAAUUGGGACCAACUUGCCAGGCUUUCCCAACUCCUUGCCUGUUCUUGCCUGUUCCUGUCAUCAGGUUCCACCGGGUCUCGAAGCCACUUCCCAGUCCAGAAAGUACGUACCGUUGAUUGUAUCUGACCUGAGUUGCAAGUGCGAGCAAUGUCUGCGCCUGCAGGCAGACCAAGCAGGGUUCUGGGAAGCAAUUUCUCUGUUUCCUGCCGCUGCGUCUCCCACCACUCAUUCUUCCCAGUUCCCCGUCCCAUUCUUGAUUCCCCCAUUGGCAUUGACAUUCACCAUUCACCGCUCGCCUUAUCGCUCCGGCCUCCGGUACCUGACGGGCGCCCUCUCCCAUGUGAACCUCCCCUCCCAAUUCUGCGCAAUCCAUUCACAAACCAAGAGGGGGUCACCAGGUACCGUCCCUAUCUUGGCUUUUCCACUGCCAGGUUCAGCCCAGUCGUCACACCCUGUCAGUCGAUCUUCGCAUAAGAUGCAAAUCUUCCCUACGGGAGAUAUCCCAUCUCGCACAUCAUUGACAACGCAUCUAGCUCGCCCCGAAUUCUGACUCUUCGCUAUUCCCAUCUCGGCAUCUUUCCCACCUCGUGCUCAACUGACACUGGAGUCUCUUUUUUUUUUCUGCCCGAGAGAAGGGGGAAAAAAAGACAUCGAGAUCC